This is a messenger RNA of Camellia sinensis, 4535 nucleotides long. RefSeq names its product ATP-dependent RNA helicase DEAH13-like. The record is from RefSeq and is a predicted model, not a curated record. Gene Ontology annotation, molecular function: RNA binding; helicase activity; ATP binding. Gene Ontology annotation, cellular component: nucleolus; intracellular anatomical structure. Lineage: Eukaryota; Viridiplantae; Streptophyta; Magnoliopsida; Ericales; Theaceae. Gene Ontology annotation, biological process: maturation of SSU-rRNA from tricistronic rRNA transcript (SSU-rRNA, 5.8S rRNA, LSU-rRNA).
AUUUAACCUAGGCCAACAAAACAAACGAGUGCAAAGCAGUUAAACUGUUGCGAAGGGGUUUAUCAUCUCUUCCUCACCAAAACCCUAGCCCACUCUUACCACCUUUUUCUUCCAGCAGAAUCAGUUGCGUAAAAAGUUCACUAUUUCUUUGAUUUUCUUAAUUCGGAUCAAAUGGAAGCAUGUUUGGAUGAUUUGGUUGAAUCUGGAACCUUGAAUGGUGGACAGGAUUUAUUGAGUGACAGAGGUGGGGGUGAUAGCAAUGCAAUCAUCUUGCCAAAAAAGAAAAGAAAUAAAAAGAAAGACAAGAGUCAGGUGCAUGAACAGCUUAAGACAAAGAAUAUUCCAAAGUUGACUAAAUCCCAAAAAAGAAGGCUGAAGAAGAUAGAGGAGGAGAAGGAGAAAGCAAUUCUCUUAUCGAAAAGCAUUGAGACCUUGGAGAAAUACAAAAUUCCAGAGGAUGCAUACUCAGUGAUGUGGUCUUCACGAAAUAUUGGUCAGGUUGAAACUAUGCAUGAAAAACGUAGAAGAGCAGCACAGUUUUCGAAGUUGGGUUUAGCAGUGCCUCUGGGUGAUCAGCCUUUCAAGGGUGGUGUCAGUCCUUUGUGUGGAAAUGAGCCCGAUUCUGGCCUAAUCCAACCCAGGCAAGGCCUUGAUGAUAAUUACUUUCUGCAACCGGUUAUGGCAGAGAGAGAAGUCAUUCCUACUUCUUUGGGAUCUUCCAAAGAUUCAGUUUGUAGCAGUAGAUUUAGUGCAAUUGGUGAAUCUGGUGCAACCUUGGCAGUUGUGGAAGUUGCCAAAGAGAAUAAUGACACAAACAUGCAAGAAGAUGCCCAAGAUUCUUUGCCCACAUCAUCCAACUGUGAUAGAAGAAAAAUUAGCAGGUCAAUGCAUUGGGCUGAUGGGAACCCAGAAAUGCAUAUCAGCAAUACGAGCAACCCAGCAGAUUGUCCUCUGCAGAGAGUUCCAACUGCUUCAGUUGUGGUUCAUGUAUCAAGACCAAAAGAGAUUGAAAACAAAAGGAAGGAUCUUCCAAUAGUCAUGAUGGAGCAGGAGAUAAUGGAAGCUAUAAAUGAAAACAUUACUGUUAUUAUUUGUGGGGAGACUGGUUGUGGUAAGACCACUCAAGUUCCACAGUUUCUUUAUGAAGCAGGCUUUGGUUCAGACCAAUCUAGUGUUUCGAGUGGCAUUAUUGGUGUUACCCAACCACGCCGUGUUGCUGUCCUUGCAACUGCCAAGCGGGUGGCAUUUGAGCUUGGUUUUCGUCUAGGCAAGGAGGUUGGCUUUCAAGUUAGGCAUGACCGGAGGAUUGGAGACCGUUGCUCCAUCAAGUUUAUGACUGAUGGAAUUUUGUUACGAGAAGUGCAGAGUGAUUUCUUAUUGAAGAAGUACUCCAUCAUAAUUUUGGAUGAGGCUCAUGAGAGGAGCUUGAACACUGACAUACUUAUUGGAAUGCUUUCUCGCGUUAUACAACAGCGCCAGAUAAUCUAUGAGGAGCAGCAGCGUAAGGUCCUUUCAGGAGAAAGAAUAAGCCCUGAAAGGAAGAUCUCUCCAUUAAAACUGGUGCUUAUGAGUGCCACCUUACGAGUUGAAGACUUCGUUUCCGGAAGGAGGAUAUUUUGUGAUCCCCCACCUGUGAUUGAAAUUCCAACUAGACAGUAUCCUGUAACUAUACACUUCUCAAAGCGAACAGAGAUUGUGGACUAUAUUGGCCAAGCCUUUAAGAAGGUCUUGUCAAUUCACAAGAGAUUGCCACCUGGUGGCGUACUUGUAUUUGUCACCGGUCAGAGAGAAGUAGAGUACUUGUGCCAGAAGCUGCGUAAAGCUUCAAAGGAAAUAGUUGAGAAUAGUUUUAAAAGAAAUAUGGGAAACGAGGUUUCUACAGCCUCUGUAGGGAAUGCUGCUGAGGAAUAUGAUAUGAAGGAGAUCAAUGAAGCAUUUGAAAUGCAUGGAAACUCACGCCAUGAUGAAACUGACAGGUUUAGUUCUUAUGAUGAAGACCAUGGUGAUUUAGAUGAUAAUGAAUCAGAUUUUUCUGAUGAUUUGGGGACAGAUAGUGAUCUGGAAAGUGUUGACGACGAUAGGGGUUUAUUGAACCAGAAAACCAAUGUUGAUGAUAAUCUUGCAGAAAUAUUUAGAGAGGACGGGGACCUUGAUUCAUUGAAGGCUGCUUUUGAAGUUUUGGCUGGAAAAACUACCUUGAAUCCUGAUUUUCAUGAGAAACAGGUUGUUCCUUCUUCGGAAGGAAGCUCAAACCAAUCAAUUCCUGGUUUGGAGGAGAAAAGGCAUGGAGUGAAUGGUCUUUGUGCUGGUGCAAUGUGUGUUCUGCCCCUUUAUGCCAUGCUUCCUGCAUCAGCACAGCUUCGUGUGUUUGAAGAAAUUAAGGAAGGAGAUCGCCUAGUUGUUGUUGCCACUAAUGUGGCUGAAACCUCAUUAACCAUCCCAGGUAUAAAGUAUGUGGUUGACACUGGAAGAGAAAAGGUUAAGAACUAUAACUCGUCCAAUGGCAUGGAAACAUAUGAAGUCCAGUGGAUAAGCAAAGCAUCUGCUGCUCAACGUGCAGGAAGAGCUGGAAGAACAGGGCCUGGCCACUGUUAUCGCCUCUACUCUUCUGCAGUGUUUAAUAACAUUUUUCCUGACUUCUCAAGUGCUGAGAUAUCAAAAAUACCUGUUGAUGGUGUCCUCCUCCUCAUGAAAUCUAUGGGCAUUGAUAAGGUUUCAAAUUUCCCAUUUCCUACUCCUCCUGAAGUUACUGCAUUGUUUGAAGCGGAGCGUUGCUUAAAGGCUCUUGAAGCACUUGAUAGUAAAGGGAGAUUGACAUCCCUGGGGAAGGCUAUGGCACAGUAUCCCAUGAGCCCUCGCCACUCUCGGAUGCUGCUGACAGUAAUACAAAUAAUGGGAAAGGUGAAAAUUUAUGGGCGGGCAAAUCUUGUUCUAGGAUAUGCAUUGGCAGCAGCUGCAGCCUUGAGUUUGUCAAAUCCUUUUGUAAUGCAGUUUGAGGGAAGCCACACAGAUACAGAUGGCUUGAAGAGGGACGAAUCUGGCUCCAUAGAUAGCAAGAAAAGCACUGACAAGGAAGCAAAGUUGAGGAAGAAAAAGCUUAAAGAAUCUGCUAAAGUGUCCCGUGCAAAAUUUUCUAAUCUCAGCAGUGAUGCUUUGACUAUAGCUUAUGCCUUGCAGUGCUUUGAACUUUCUGGAAAUUCAGUUGAAUUCUGCGAUGUCAAUGCACUACAUCUGAAAACCAUGGAGGAAAUGUCCAAGCUGAGAAAGCAGCUACUUCAACUAGUGUUUAACCAAAGUUUUUGUGGUCUUCAACAGGAAUUUUCAUGGACUCAUGGUACUGUGGAGGAUGUAGAACGUGCUUGGAGGGUUUCGUCUGAUAAGUAUCCUCUGCUAUUGAAUGAAGAGGAGCUCUUGGGCCAAGCUAUAUGUGCCGGUUGGGCUGAUAGGGUUGCGAAACGUGUCAGACAAGUGUCGGCAUCAGAGGGAGACAUAAAAGUUUGUGCAAGUCGCUAUCAGGCUUGCAUGGUUAAAGAACCUGUUUUCCUCCAUCGGUGGUCCUCUGUCGCCAGGUCUGCCCCUGAAUUUUUGGUGUACAGUGAACUGCUAUAUACAAAACGACCAUAUAUACACGGUGCAACAAGUGUAAAGUCUGAUUGGCUUGUUAAAUAUGCCGGGUCUCUCUGCACUUUCUCUGCCCCCCUUGCAGAUCCCAAGCCUUAUUAUGAUCCUCUAACAGACCAAGUUUUCUGUUGGGUCAUUCCAACUUUUGGCCCUCAUUUAUGGCAGUUCCCAUUGCAUGGUAUUCCAAUUAAAGAUGAUGUGCAUAGAGUGGCUGUGUUUGCCUUUUCUUUGCUUGAAGGUCAUGUUUUGCCAUGCUUAAGAUCUGUCAGGAAGUUCAUGGCAGCCUCACCGGGUAGCAUUUUGAGGCCAGAGGCAUCAGGUCAUAGAAGGGUUGGGAAUCUUCUAGACAAGUUAAAGACCAGGUUGAGAAUUAUUGACAGCUGCACCACUUUAAGAGAGGCUUGGAAUGAGAACCCCAGAGAAUUGCAUGCAGAAAUUCUGGACUGGUUUCAGGAGGGUUUUAGUGGUCAAUUUGAAGAGCUUUGGUUGGAAAUGCACCGUGAAGUUCUUUUAGAUCCCAAAGAACGUUUUCCCAAAAGGGUCAAGAGAGAUAAAAAGGAGAAAUACAGGAUUUGAACUUACAUUUGUGAACUUUCUUCCUGGCAUGCAUCAUCCCAAUGGCUCUCGACAAACUCCAGAAAAGAAACACGCUCCAGAAAUUUAUGGGGCCAUCGACUAUAUUUUUUAUUCCAUUGCAGAAUGCUGUAUGGUAAUAUUUCAAUCCAAUUUGUCUUAUUUCAUUUAAAUAGUCUUGUUUGUUUUGAUAGAAAUUAUUGUUUAUAAAUGCAGAAUUACAUAAAUUGUAACAUCUGGUCAGCUUACAAUUGUUGAGUUGUCAAAUACAUUUCAUGGCCAACCUUUUCUACAUAUAAGAAUGGAUAGAACUUGAGGAAUUUUGGUGAGAAUUUUGGGAA